AUGCCCAAGCGCGCGCGUCGAGCGGAUCGCGCGCCCACCGACGCCGUCAAGCGGCGCAUAUGGGACCCGCGCGUGCGCGCCUUGGACGUGGACGACCGGAGGAGCUCGGACACCCCCACGGGCGUGCGCGUGCGCGGCGUGCGCGAGCGCGCCGACGUCGGCGACGCGCGUCGGGCGGCUGCGCGCGAGCUCGCGCUGUUUCGCGGCGUGAAGCGCGCGAGGAGCGCGCUGCAGCGCAUCGCGCGGGCGAGGACGGGGCGGACCGACGAGGGAGGGACGCCGCUGCUGCUGUUUGAGCGUUGGUUGGCGAGGUGCGCCGUCUCGGGCGCGCUCGCGGCGCCGGUGUUGCCGGCGCAGGGGCUCGGUUUGGCGAAAGAUUUGAUUAGACACGGGGCGAGCGAGCGAGACGGUGCGGAAGGGGCGGCGGAGGCGCUCGCGGUCGCCAAGGAGAGCGCGGCUCGAUGGGCCGAGGCGCGCGACGACGGCGGAGAGGCGCGCGACGCCGUCGUCGUUCGCGACAAAGGUGCUUUCUUGACGAUGCAAUUGGGAACAGAGAAACCGUACGUGAAGUGUGCGAAAGCACAUCUCGGUAAACUGCGCGCUUUAUAUUGCAGAACAGUGCGAGGCUGUGAACCGUUGACGGAGGACGUCGAUUCAGACGAGUACCAAAAGUUCGCGUGCGCCGUGUUCGCAUUGUUGAUGCGAUACGAAUCGCUGGGCGGGGCUGGAUACCAAAGCGCGCUCGCCGAGGAUGCGUUCGAUGUUUUGAACGAAAAGUUGGGCGUGUCGUGCGAGUGUUUCGCGUCGCCGCUCAACGCUCGGUACGGGCAAUUUUGUUCGCAAUUUGGUUUUGACGAGGACCGCGCGCCAGACGUCGACGCGUUCUUCGGAUCGCUCGGAAGCUUUUUUAGCGACGACUUUGCACCAAAACGCGGAUCGUUCGAGAUGAACCCGCCUUUCGUCCCGGAAACGAUGUCGCGCGCGGUCGAAAAGGCGAACGAUUUGCUCGAUCGCGCCGCGAACGCGAACGAGGCGCUCAGUUUCGUAGUCAUCGUACCGCUGUGGAAGGAAUGCCAUUACUGGAGUGCGCUCUUGGAAAGUCGACAUCUGCAGCACGGUCCAGACAUCAUCGAUGCGCAGUCUCACGGCUUUUGCGACGGCGCCCAGCACGCUCGUCCGAGUCACGAGCGCCAUCGCGUGUCGAGUUUCGACACGGGCGUCUUCUACCUGCGAACGUCGCGCGCCGAGCGCGAGCGACCGGUGGAUGAGGAAAUCAGAAAGCGCGUGUUGCGCGGCAUGAAGACCGCGUUGGGGUCGUGCAAAGACGUGCAAGAGUUGGAAGUGCGAUAUCGCGGCGAGCGGGCGCGCGGCGGGCCCGCUAAAAUAGAAGAUAGAAAAUAG
Molecule: messenger RNA, 1401 nt
Organism: Ostreococcus lucimarinus CCE9901
Lineage: Eukaryota; Viridiplantae; Chlorophyta; Mamiellophyceae; Mamiellales; Bathycoccaceae
Exons: 1
Coding region: 1-1401 (466 amino acids)
Molecular function (GO): RNA polymerase II C-terminal domain binding; mRNA (2'-O-methyladenosine-N6-)-methyltransferase activity
Source: RefSeq, a predicted model, not a curated record